Hippocampus comes (tiger tail seahorse) is the source of this 5763-nucleotide messenger RNA. RefSeq names its product ataxin 1a (gene atxn1a). The record is from RefSeq and is a predicted model, not a curated record. Gene Ontology annotation, biological process: nervous system development; negative regulation of transcription by RNA polymerase II. The transcript has 5 exons. Bases 888 to 3017 code for a protein of 709 amino acids. Gene Ontology annotation, cellular component: nucleus. Gene Ontology annotation, molecular function: protein binding; RNA binding. Lineage: Eukaryota; Metazoa; Chordata; Actinopteri; Syngnathiformes; Syngnathidae.
CGCGCGUGAGCGAGGUCCGGUCUGUACUACUUUUUUUUUUUUUUUUUUUGUGCAUGAGUAGCUGCGUAAGAGUGGUGUGCUCGCUGCGUGAACUCGCGGCGCCUGCGUGACGGUCACGGUGACGGUUUGUGGUGGUGGAGCUGCUGCUGCUGCGGGUGGGGGCCGCGCGGCCGCCGCACACUUGAGCAGGCGGGGAGAGGAGCGACGCUUUCCGGCCGCCAGGCUCCGGAGUGCAGCGAGCACGCAGCGCAGGAGGGGGGGGGGAGUAGGUGGCGGACCCUGCCGCGAGCCGAGGACGACACUGGAGGAGAGAACCACUCAGAACCGACAGCCUGCCCUGCCACCGUCGCCAGACAGACAGGAAUGUUGGCAGGCCCUGAAGGCGGACACAUUUGGACCCGCGGCGCCGUAGCCCAGCAGAACGCUUGCCCUCCACCCGCAUCAAGAAACCAAGGCGGCGCAAUAAGCUCCGCCUCUUCCUCCAUGUAGAUCUACGUCCUCCGCUGAGUGCAUUCGGGUCGUGUGUCUGGAGGCGCUUGUCAAUGGGUCGCAGCACCUGCUGACCGACCGCGGCUUGUUGAAGGCGCUUGCCUCGAAUGAGGACCGUGAGGCGAGAGGCUCGCAGGACGAUGAUUCCGCAUGAAGCACGACGCACUCGGCCCCCCGUCGUCCACGACGGCAGCAGCAGGUGUGAUGUCGUGACGCUCUCGAACUCACCCUAGAGUCGUCACCCUCGUAAAUUCCAAUCGUACCUUGACCCCCUUUUUCCCCCCCGUCACCCUUAAGGUUAGACAACAAAGAGGAGUGUGCAAAGUGAAAACGAAAGCCCAAAGAAGAUUAGAUAAAGGAAAAGUAAAGAUCAAGAACAUACUUGAGCAAGGAUCAGGAUGAAGUCCAAUCAUGAACGGAGUAAUGAAUGUCUUCCCCCAAAGAAGAGGGAGAUCCCCCCCAGCACGGUUCCAUCGGAAAGCCAUUGCCCUAUCGCUCCGCCCCCCACCGUCGAGCCCCAGCCCCCGGGGAACCUCGCCUGGUUCGUGGCCGGCGGGAGUGGCAGCGCCACGAGCGUCCCUCGUAGCGCCGCCCAGUCGGACGCCGCUCUGUAUAAAUCCUCCGCGUCCGACUCCAUGAGACUCGUCUCGUCCCUUCCCGCCGUCUACACCUCGCCUCAGACUCACGUGGGAGGGACGCUCCACUACGCCCAACUGCCCCCCAACGUUCAGUUCAUCACUUCGCCCUACAGCGCCCCAUACGCCGGUUACAUCGCCCCUCAGCUUCUUCCGCCUCCCCCUCCGCCUCCCUCCCUCUCCUCUUCCACCUCUCAGAGAUUGUCGUCGCUCCCCGAGAAGCACGCCACCAAAUACGAUCAACCUCGAGCAUCCAUCCGGUACGCCUCCGCCAUGCCCCCACCUCACACCUCCUCCCUGCAGCCCCAUCACACCCAGGGCGCGCACUACACGGAUGUCAGUAGUGCCAGAAAAGAGGAUGGCGGCGCAGGCUCCAAAGAGCUUCACAACGGUGGACUGGAGCCGAGUCGGAAGUUCGGGGUCACGCCGGAGAAAGCGGUCAAAUUGCGCGACGCCUACGAGGCCUGCCAGCUGGUUCUCCCGUCAGACUACGCUCACGACCCCUUGGCUCUGAGAACCUCCGUCAUGCUCAUGCCCAACAGCCACGGGGACCCCCAGGUGGCACCAUCCCGGGGCAGCCCUCGGAAGACGCACCUGGAAAAAGGCAGCAUCCUCCUGGGAAAACCGGUCAACCGCACCCCUUUGUCGUCCAACCACUCUUUUACAUUUCCGUCGCCCUUAGGUGUAGACAAUCUGAAAGCUUCUUUCAGCACCCUGUCGCCACAGACCGUUAUACAGACCACUCACAACUCUACGGUGGAACCUCUUUCCGUGGGGGUGCAUCCCAGCAAUAUCUACCCUCAGACUCCGGUGAUUGGUUACAUAGCGGAAGCCAGCGGCAGCCAACAUGCGCCAAUCAGCUACCAUACCAGCCUACAGCAACAUGUGCUCAUUGCAGGAGCCCAGCCGGUCAUCAUCCCGGUCAGCGGCAGUGGCGCGUCGACCUUGGAGCCACCCGCAUCCCAGGUGGUGACGUCCUCUCCCCAGGCCUACGGUGGAGAAACUCCAGACAAUCCCGGUAGCUCAUGCCACCAGGUCACCUCAGGCACGGUGGUUCAGGCCCAGCUCCACCUGCCCGUGGUUCCGUCGAUGGCGCCCGCUCCCCUGUCAGGCGGUGCGGCGGCGGCUCCACCGUCUCUGCCGGCGUAUUUCUUCAAAGGAUCCAUUAUCCAGCUGGCGGACGGUGAGCUGAAGCGUGUGGAGGAGCUGAAGAUGGAGGACUUCAUCCAGAGCGCCGAGAUCAGCAGCGAGCUGAAGAUCGACUCGUCCACGGUGGAGCGCAUCGACAGGAGCUGCUCCUCGCCUAACUUUGCCAUCGUUCAGUUUUCCGUGGGCGAGCACCGUUCACAGGUGAGUGUAGAGGUCUUGGUGGAGUAUCCCUUCUUCGUUUUCGGCCAGGGAUGGUCGUCAUGCUGCCCGGACCGGACCGCCCGACUCCUGGAGCUGCCUUGCACCAAGCUCUCAGUGGGCGAUGUUUGUAUUUCGCUCACCCUCAAGAAUCUGAGGAACGGAUCCCUGACCAAGACUCACCUGCCGGAGCCGGUCCCCGCUUCCUUAGCCCUAGCCCCCAGCCACGGGUACCUCCUCGACGCCUCCAAGACAGUCUCCGGCGUCCCCCAGAGCAGUGCUGGACGAGGCUCCAGGCAUGGGGAGCAAGAGAACGGCGUAGUGGCUGUGGAAAACGGGGAUCUCGGCUUCAGCGAAAGGGCGUCUUUUUUGAAGGAAGACCCCAGGAAGCCAACCAGCAGCAACAGCAGGAAGCGCAGAUGGUCAGCCCCCGAGUGUCGGAAAGUGGAAAAACCAGAGGAACUGCCCUUGACCUUGGUCAAACCGACUUUUAUCCCCCACGAGGUGAAAGUCACCAUCGAGGGAAGAUCGAAUAUUGGCAAGUGAAGACUCCAAGAAAAUUUGAGAUUUCUUGCAAAACCAUGGAUGCGCACUUUCUUUGGUUUUCUUUUUAUCAUGAAUACCGUACGGUCGAGACGGCGAUGCUCAACAUGUUAUCGCAUUAUUAUUAGUCGUGUAGUCCAACACAAACAAUCUUUGCAGUUUUUUGGACGGCGUUCAUAGGAUCUGGUCAAAGUGCAGUAGCUGGUGUGGCGCAAGCUAGCUCAUCGCGCGUUAGCAUGAGUUGGUAACCUUGUUGAGAGGGGGCGCGGGGGGGGGGGGGCGACAAUGCUUUUUUUUUCGCCUCGUUAGCUUAGCGUUUUAGCCUCGCGGCUGAGUUUUGAUCCUCCUUGUGUCUCACCAGUUUUCAAUGAUUGUUCAACAAACCUCAAUCAGGGGUUUUAAAAAGUGGGCGGCGGAACUGUGACAGGUCAACGUUGGUUUUAUAAAAUAGAUAUCAAACUUUGUACAAGUGCAAACACACUGGGGGCGGCGAAAGUUCGUGUUUGGUGAUAAAAUUUUACUUUAUAUUUUUGUAACAAAAUUGAAAGAGAGGCUGUCUGAGAGCAUUUUGGUUUUGUUUUAUUUUUUUAACGCAGUACUGUACUGUAUGUUUGUCAGAGGGUAGGGGGGAGUAACAAGUAGCAGCAGCAGCAGCACUUUGGCGAGCGAAGCAGGGGGCCGUUUUUUGGGGGGGAGGGGGCGGGCGGUCCCGUCGAUGUGCCUCAAAGGAAAUCGAAACGCAAGUGGCGAGGAAUUAAUGAAUUUUUGUGACGAAAAGCUCGUGGUGGGGCGAGUUUUGAAGGCUGUCUUUGUAUUUGUGUGCAAAAUAUCUGUCAACACACACACACACACACACACACACACACACACACACACCCACACAGACACACACACGUCAACACAAAACAGUCCAAGCCAUCCCUGUAAUUUGAUGUAUUUGUAGUGCGGGUGUAUGGAAAAGUUUCUUCUGUUUUUGGUGCGUUUUGUCCCCCGGCGGACUGCAAUUUGAACGUCUUGCACACUCGUAGUUGAACAGUACAGUUGCACAGUGCUAUGUGGUGUGUUUGUGUAAGACUUUAUGUAUACCGUGUAUAGACAAAUAAUACACUCAUUUCAUAAAUAGAAAAUAUGUAAGUCAAGCGAGAGAACGAGAGCGAGUGACAAUGUCCAGCGUUUCCACUUUGGAAUCUUUGAAAGAGAAUCUUGCUGUUUGCACAUCAGGAGGAAAGAAGGAGUUUGCAGUAUGCAGAAGAUGUUUUUUGUUUUUUUUUUUGUGGGUGGACCCUGUUUUCUUCGAUCAGACAGAAACACUGGAGCAUCCCUAAAUCUCUUAAUCAUUCAUGUCUAUUUUAUGCAGUGGUGCCUUGAUAUACAAGUUUUCCCGUGUUAGAAGCUGUUAGGUGGCUACAUGUGUCUUUAGGGCCAACAUAGAAGCCCUCUGGGGGUGCUACAUGCCUCGCCCCUUUAUUUAAGAUAAUAUAAGAAAUCGUUUAUUAGUCUCGCAAUGGAGAAAUUCCCAAUUCACAGCAGCAAAGUUAUGAAAGGAAGAAGUACAAGAACAAAAUACAGGAUUUGACUCCCCUUUUUGCGUGCUGUGCGCUAAACAAGCUAGCAGCCACCUAGCUGUUAAUCCUGGGGAACCUAUUUGGCACCUUGAAGUCAGCCUGGUUAGCAAUGUCAGGAAAGCUGUCUUGGGUGGAAUUUAAGGGCAAACAUAAUGAUUGUGUUACCCCAUUUUUGGCUCUUCUUACUAGCCUUGUUCACUAAACAAGCUACUGGUCACCUUGGAUGUAACCUGCGCACGCAUGGAGUUAUUUUGGGCGCAACCCAAAGUGUGUGGAUCGAGGGAGGGACCCGCCUUGCUCCAAAAGGGAAGGAAGGUAUCCAGGCGAAACCCCCUGGGAAAACCUUUGGAGGAAUUCCUGAGAUAGACAUUAGCCAACCUUGCUAGCUACCCAGAGGGCAACUUUUGGGCAACCAAGUGACUACUUGGGGGAAACUUAGUUGGUUUUCUAGGGGUCAACCAGGCUUUGGGAACAACCUGGAAGUAAGCUAGGGGUUAACUUGAGAGAGAGUUUGGGGGAAACCUAACAGGCACUGGCAGGUUGUGCUCAUUAGCACCUUGCCUUGCUUCACUUUUAGCGUUUGGUUUUGGGCUUGUCGGGUAAACAAGCUAGCAGUGGUGAUAGCAAGUGCAUGGGUGGAUACUGAGUGGAGGUUGAUGAGGAAGAUGAUAACGUGCUUGGUGGAUGCGGAGUGCAUAUGUAUGAGAUUCUGAAGAUGCUUUAUUUUGUCAUGCUAAAAAAAAAAACAAAAAAAAAAAAAACAGGGUUCCACAUUAUUUUCCACCGAAACCUCACAAUCACAAGCGGAAGUCAUUUGGGAUGUGUAUUGUGUCUUGAGAGCGUACGACGUAUUUUUGUGAACCUCUCCACUGGAACACCGAACCCAACCAAUCAGCCUCUUGAAACCUCGAAAACUUUUUACUCUUCUUCAGGUUUAAAAUACACACAAUGUAACUAACGGAGCCAAAGCCAAGUCAUUCUUGCAUUGCUGUGGUUACCUAAGAAAGCAAUACCAUGCACUUUGCAUGUGUACGAGUGUGUUACGUACACACACACACACGCACACUCACACACACACACACACACACACACAGACACACACACACAAUCAUUCCGGUAGUGUAGUUGGCAAUAAACAUUUCUUUAGAGAUCCUCCAGCAACCAAAACCCUCAUUGGAAAAAAA